Molecule: messenger RNA, 1104 nt
Organism: Apis florea (little honeybee)
Lineage: Eukaryota; Metazoa; Arthropoda; Insecta; Hymenoptera; Apidae
Gene: RpS5a
Product: ribosomal protein S5a
Biological process (GO): translation
Cellular component (GO): small ribosomal subunit
Molecular function (GO): structural constituent of ribosome; RNA binding
Source: RefSeq, a predicted model, not a curated record
AAAAUUUAAUAAUAAUAUGUAAUUUAAGUAGAAUUACUCAUAAAUAUACGCUCAAAAUGGCAACUCACGAACCAAUCGUCUCUGCUUGUGCGUUUACAGUACUGAUGUUAAGACUUUGUGGUCAAAUUAACAACUAUAAAAUCGAAAAUUCCUAUCGCUUUCUUGAUAAAAUAAACAAUAAAUAAAACAACAAAUAAUAUAAAUCAAUUAUACGUGAAAGUAAUCUUUAUUAUGUUAUCGGUAUGUAUAAUAUAAAAUUUGAAAAUUAUUAUGUCGCAUGUUGAAAUUGAUUAAGGUAUGUAAAAUCCGGCAGUCACAGGUCGGAGCGCCACUAGUGUCAUGGCCUUUUCCUGUUCACGCUUAGUCCAAAGAAGACGUGAACGAAAGUUGUAUGAUAAAUCAUGGCUGAAAUGGAAACAUACGAUGAUAUAGUGGUACCUACCACAACGACAUUACCAGUGGCCCUUUCUGCAGAAUUACCUGAAAUUAAAUUAUUUGGUCGCUGGAAUUGUGAUGAUGUACAAGUAAAUGAUAUGUCUUUACAAGAUUAUAUUGCCGUUAAAGAGAAAAAUGCAAAAUAUUUACCACAUUCUGCUGGACGUUAUGCUGCAAAACGAUUUCGAAAAGCUCAAUGUCCUAUAGUCGAACGUUUGACAAACUCUUUAAUGAUGCAUGGUAGAAAUAAUGGGAAAAAAUUAAUGGCAGUAAGAAUUGUAAAACAUGCCUUUGAAAUAAUUCACCUGCUUACAGGUGAUAAUCCUCUACAGGUUCUUGUGACGGCUAUCAUCAAUUCUGGACCUAGAGAAGAUUCUACGCGUAUUGGUCGCGCUGGUACAGUUAGGAGACAGGCGGUGGACGUUUCUCCAUUACGACGAGUAAAUCAGGCUAUUUGGUUGUUAUGUACAGGUGCUAGGGAAGCCGCGUUCCGUAAUAUUAAAACCAUCGCCGAAUGUUUAGCUGAUGAACUCAUUAAUGCUGCCAAAGGUUCGUCUAACUCUUACGCGAUUAAAAAGAAAGACGAACUCGAACGUGUUGCUAAAUCUAAUCGAUAAAUAUGUUUACUCGUAUAAAAACAUAAAAAUAAUGAUCUAUCUUUAAAACGAA